This is a messenger RNA of Parastagonospora nodorum SN15, 873 nucleotides long. RefSeq lists its product as hypothetical. Lineage: Eukaryota; Fungi; Ascomycota; Dothideomycetes; Pleosporales; Phaeosphaeriaceae. Gene Ontology annotation, molecular function: serine-type peptidase activity. Gene Ontology annotation, biological process: proteolysis. The coding region runs from base 1 to 873 and encodes 290 amino acids. The record is from RefSeq and is a predicted model, not a curated record. The transcript has 2 exons.
AUGUUGUUCACCCAGCUCCUCACCGCAGCCGUUCUCGCGGUCACCGGUAUCGCAACUCCAAUCGGCCCUUCCAAUGGCAAAAACACAACGUACAUCGGACCUGAGAAUGGACAUCUCGUAAUCGUCGGCGGCAACUUGAAGAGCGAUAGGAUCUGGGAGCGCAUAAUUACACUCGCCGGCGGCCCAAAUUCAUCCAUUGUAGUCGUACCAACCGCAGGAGGUGACCCAACCUACAACUCCAGCUUCCCAGCCGCUCUCUCUCUCCAACGCCUCGGAGCAAAAGUAACAGUCCUACAUACCUACGACCCCGCGGUCGCCGACACGGAUGAGUUCAUCGCCGGCCCCUCGCAACCGCAACUGGCAUCUUCUUCGGCGGGCGGCAGACAGUGGCGCCUCGUCGACGCCUACGCCGGCACAAAAAGCCGAAUCCGCAUUUCAAUCCGCUCCAGCGCGGGUGCCAGCAUUAUUGGCAGUUUCCUGGCCCGUGGCGACACGCGCAACAAUACCAUCAUGAUUGGCGACCACACCGUUGGCUUCGGAUAUCUCAAGAAUGCCGCGAUUGACCAGCACGUGUUGGUGCGCAACAGGCACUUUGACAUGUUUGAGAUCCUGAAUGCGAACCCGGAGUUGUGGGGCGUGGCAAUUGAUGAAGACACUGCAUUGAUUGUGCGCCAGAACGAGGCGGAGGUGUUCGGUAACACGUAUGCACUUGUCUAUGAUGGGGGCUUUUGGUCGAGAGAAGGGACGUCGUUUAACAAUGUCCCGCCGCCGAAUGCGAGAUUUUACUUUCUGAAGGAGGGUGACAAGUAUGAUCUUGUAAAGAGGGAGGUUAUCGUGCCAGCAGCAAAGAGAGAUGUCGACGAGGAGUGGUGA